AUGGAAUACGUGGUACUUCCAUCAUCAGAAGGAGAUUAUGAUGAUACAGACUUAGAAGAAGAAGUUUUUCCUGGUCAAAAUGAGGAUGGAGCAUUUGAUUAUUAUGGAGAUUACAAUGAUCAAAUUCCAGAUGACUUUGAACAUGCAGUCGAACAUGUAUAUGGAGACAGACAUGUGGGAGACGAAUAUGAACAUGAUGGAGAUGACGAUGAAGAUUCUGGCGACGAGGAGGAUUAUGACGAUGACGACGAGGAGGACGAUGAUGAUGAGGAUUCUAACGAUGACGAUAAUGCUCCGUACGAUGAUGCGGGUAUGUAUGAUGAUGAUGAUGCUGAGGCAUAUGAUGAGCAAUUUUCUUUGGAGAGUUACCAAAAAAAGGAGGGGAAACCUUUUAGAUUUUUUAACUGCUAUGUGAUUUUGAAAAACAGUUUCUCAGAGUAUAACCCUUCCCCCUUUGAAGAUUCAUCCUCUGAAUCAUCAGAUGAAGAGUAA
This is a messenger RNA of Papaver somniferum (opium poppy), 492 nucleotides long. Its product is annotated as prostatic spermine-binding protein-like. The coding region runs from base 1 to 492 and encodes 163 amino acids. The transcript is spliced from 2 exons. NCBI's taxonomy places the organism in Eukaryota, Viridiplantae, Streptophyta, Magnoliopsida, Ranunculales, Papaveraceae. The record is from RefSeq and is a predicted model, not a curated record.